This is a messenger RNA of Athene cunicularia (burrowing owl), 7203 nucleotides long. It is a transcript of the gene TMEM179, whose product is annotated as transmembrane protein 179. The coding region runs from base 367 to 1065 and encodes 232 amino acids. The transcript is spliced from 4 exons. Lineage: Eukaryota; Metazoa; Chordata; Aves; Strigiformes; Strigidae. The record is from RefSeq and is a predicted model, not a curated record.
AGAUUUUCCCUAAAACGAGAGAUGUGCUGCAACAGCUUUUCCUUUCCGUUCCAGACCUGAAGUCAUCAGUGGGGGCAGCUCUGGCUGCGGGAGAAGCAGCAGCUGUGCCCGGAGGAGGCAUCGCAUUGCAUUGCACUGCGCAUCCUCCCUCCCCACCCCCUACUGCUGCAGGCUUCCUCCCCUCAUCCCCCCAUCCUUCCCUGCCUCCUGCCCCGCAUCCCUCCCUCCUGCAUCCCUUCCUCCUGCAUCCUUCCCUCCUGCAUCCCUCCCUCUUGCAUCCCUCCCUCUUGCAUCUCUCCCUCCUGCCUGUCUCCCUCCCUCCCUCCCUCCCUCUCUCCCUCCCUCUGCCUGCGCAGAGACACGGACAUGGCGCUCAGCAAUUUCCUCUUCGCUCAGUGCAUCUGCUACUUCUUGGCCUUCCUCUUCAGCUUCAUCGUGGUGGUACCGCUCUCCGAGAAUGGCAACGACUUCCACGGCCGGUGCCUGCUCUUCACCGAGGGCAUGUGGCUCAACGCCAACCUGACGGUGGAGAGGCAGCGCUUCACUGUGCAGGAGUGGGGGCCCGAGGCUGCCUGCCGCUUCAGCAUCUUCACCGGGCUCCUCUCCCUGCUGCUGGCCACAGUGCAGGCCUGGAGGACCCUCUUCUUCCUCUGCAAAGGGCACGAGGACUCUUUCUUUUAUGCCUUCCUGAAUCUGCUGAUCAGCGCCUUUGUGGUGUUUAUCACAUUUAUUGCUAGCACUAUAGUGAGUGUAGGAUUUAACAUGUGGUGUGAUGCAAUUACUGAAAAAGGAAGCAUGCCAAAUAGCUGUGAAGAAUUACAGGAUAUAGAUCUUGAGCUGAACUUAGAAAACUCUGCUUUCUACGACCAGUUUGCUAUUGCACAGUUUGGUCUCUGGGCUGCCUGGCUGACUUGGCUGGGAAUUACCAUUCUGGCUUUCCUGAAGGUUUAUCACAACUACAGACAGGAGGACCUGCUAGAUAGCCUGAUCCAUGAGAAGGAGCUGUUGCUAGGAAGAUCUGCUUCACGAACCUCUUUGCAAGAUGAGAAAAGUGGCAUGAUCUAAAGUGUAAGCAAAUUUCCGGGGCAGGAUCUAGGUUUUAUUAUUCAAUAGUGUGAGCUGAAGUUGAGUCAGGGUAUCGAGCGUGUGAGAUCUUUUCUUUGCUGAAAAGAGAUGUACUUGCGAAUCAUCCACCUCCUCCAUGAGAAAUUGUUGGCAGAAAUACUUACAAUUAGGAUACAGAGAAUGAACAGUCCCAUGUGCCAUUGGCACAGCAAACUUUCUGUCCUGCACAGGUGCAAUCUGUAACCCACUCUUUCUAGCAGAGCUCCUAUGUGCUAUCACUGGUUUUUGAGGCUGGGGGCAGUUUUGAGGACUGAGCUGGCACGACCAGGCUACAGAGUCCAGGCUAUUUCUUCAAAAUAUUCUGCAACAGCAGUUGUAACUGGUGCUGUGUCCAGUCCCUCUUCUCUCCCUCUCCUACCUUUCACCAGUAAAGCUGCCCUUAUUCUCACUUUAUUCUGGGUAAUUGCAGCUUUGUUGCAGCUUUGUCUCUGCUUUUACUAUGUAUGGACACAGUCAUGACAAGCUUGUUGUUCCCGCUCUGAUUUUGAGUUCAUUUAGAACAGAGACCUGUGUUCCAGAAUUGGUAUUUAAUAUUGGACAGUGUUAAUGGAUUUUAUGAAACCACUGUAUUAUUACAGUAUCUGUCAAAAACUGUGUAUCAUUUGGAAGGAUGGUGGAGAAUUUUUGUGGUUUUGUUUCUUCUUAGAUUUUGGCAUGACAAAUCUUUAUUAUGACUCCUGAAGUGUAGUGUAGCUAGCAAUUGCUGAAGCUUGCUUACUAAGAAAUUAGGCUGAAUAGAUAGUAUUAAUGCUUGUGCAUUUAUAAAUGUAACUUGGUCCCUAACAUUGUAUAUUAUUCAGUUUUGAGUAUUAGAAUUUACUUGUGAUAUUUAUUUCAUAUAGGGUAUGCAAAAUUACUGCAAACAUUUGCAUUGUAGAUACCUCCAUAUAUCUAUAAACAUAACUAAGAGGUCGAACAGCUCAGUUAUUUUAUAGGUAGUUCAGUGUUGAAUCUGUCUGUUCUCCCCACUCACAGGCCAGAAUUCCAGGGCUGAUGAAUUUUACUGUGAAAGGGAGAACUGCUAAUUACACAAAGUUCACUAGUGGCUUCAUUGUUGCUUUCGGUUUUGCUUGGCCAGUGCUUGAACAAAUAAGGUGGAUGGUUGAGAUGAGAAGUAGAUCUGUUAAUUAAGAAGAGUCACUCAGACGAGUGUGGGAUUUGCAUGGCAGAGAAGUAAAGUUAUACUACAAUUUAGUAGUUUUUCCUGGGUACACAUACACAGAAGAUCCUGAUUCCACAGAAAACUUAAGCAAGAAGUUAAGUUUAGUUUGAAGAAGGUUUUUUGGGAGUACGCUGACACUGUUUGUGGCAGCCGUGUUUGAGUCGAGACUGAAUUUACUGCAACACGAGUGCAAGCUGUGCACAACUAUAUUGCCUAGUAAAUGGGAAGGAAGGGAGGAAGAUAGCAGGCUUCUAUCCCAUCAGAACUCAAGCCUGAGGCUAGCACAAACCAGACAGAUUUACUGUUGCAUUCUGGGGGCUAUCUGAUGCUUAAAGUUAAGUACUGGCUUAAGCAUUUGGUUGAAACAGAAUUUGAAGUUGUAACAAAUCCCUGAAUUGGUAAGCAUUUUAGGGCAGAAAGUCUAACAUUAUGUUUAAUGUCCAAAUUGUUCUCACAGGUUUAGGGAAAAAACCCUCCGUGGACUGUAAGCAGUGAGCAGCCCUUUGAACAUCGCCUAUAGCCCCAGCUGUAUGUAGAGAGAUCUUGUUUUUUAGCAUGAUUUCUGCACACAAGGGAAUGCAAUUCCUUUGAAAGUUCUGCAGUGGUGGGUUUUUUGCAGCUGUGAAUUGACAUCAGAGAAGAAGCUCUUGAACAGGGAACCAGAGAUGAAGUUAGUUAAUAUCAAUUGACUAUUCAGAGAUCAAGACUUUUGAAGUGCCUUUUUUUAUUCAGUUGAUCUAAUAAGAGAGACACACUUGCAGGUACCUAAGCCCUUUGCCAGGGCAUGACAUUCCCCUUCAUACCCUGAAGAAGAGCUUGGGUCCUGAAAGUUAGCCUGUUUCCUAUGUUCCCCAGUUGCUUCAACUGUAAAAGACACUACUUUUCCUUCUAAUCUCACUUUGAAUUUAAGAUUAAAGAGUGAUGUCUCUUCCCACAAAUUACUUCAGUGUAUGUCUUACUCUUCAUUUGGAACCAUGAUACUGCUUUGUAUAUUUUCUGUAUGUGCCAAAUCAGGAUUAGGCUGAAGUAACUUUUGGGUUGGGACCACUGUUGCCGGGUUUGUCUGGGGGUUUGAAGAACCAGGAGGCAGAAGACAGCAAGUGUCUCCAUCCUCAUUCAUUCAGUGCCUAUGAAUGCAAACAUCUUGGCUGUUGGGGUUGGCAUGUAAACCAACCGGUCUCUUUCCACCAGCUCCCCUCACUUGGCCAGGUGGGGUGGGGCUGGCCCCCAGACUGCAAGCAUCAGUGUUGCUUAAAGGCAAAGCUAGUUUUGAAGGAAGCCCCUGGGCAGCUGAGAAGGCAGAUCAUGUAGUGAGAAGCUCUCUGGAUGACUUGAGGGGAGGAACGGUAUUGUGCAAUGCCCAGCAAUAUUGGACCUGCUUGAGAUGUUAUGUUUGCAUUUAGCUUUGAGCACCAUCUUCUCCUAAAGCUUGGACACUUAGGCCAACUUGGUGAUGCCAGGUUGAAAAUGUGUUAGAACAGCAGUAUUAUUUAUAUGCACAUACCUACCUACCUAUGCUCUCUUUCACACACCUGUUUCUUUUGUACAUUUUUGACCUCUGCUUUUAGUCAUCCAUUGCCAACCAGCGCAGAGCAUGGCUGCAGGAGGCAUUUCUCUGACUCUAAUGUUGUGUUUCUGUGAUAUUUCAAUGCCUUCUUUAAUUUUCCAUCUCCAAAAGCAGGCCUCUGAGAACACUCUAGCAAGAGGUGUAUUCAAAGAACUAGAACCCUCUGUGGUAUUUAUACUUGUAUUCAUUUACUGUCACAUGGUAGAAGGGGAAAAAGCUUUGUGGCCUUUGCCCAUGCAGCCCCUCCUGCUGCUGGCCAUUGCAAAGCUGUGAGCCAUUCUGGUGGAGAAUGUGGGAUGUGGUUUAGUCACUAUGUUUCCUGCGAUGCUAUAACCACAGUCAAAAGGUCUUUGUUUUGGCCUGUGAAAAUUGCUAAUAAUGGAAAGGAGAGCCUUACUUGGUCAAAUGCAAGUGGAUGCUACUUUCUGAGGCACCAAGGUGUUGCCACACAAUUAUUCUUUUAUACCAAAUAUAUUCCUGAUGUCCAGGUUACCAGGUUAAAUUCCCUAUCAGUUUCCUGCCAGCAGUCCAUAUUGGGUUAGAAAAAUCUGAGCUAAGAAGUGUCACAUGAGCUUUUUGGAUCAAUGUUGUUUAUUAUUAUUUUUAAAAUGGAGGAACAAUUGGGGAAUAGAGUUUCCUCAUGAGGGCGCAAACGCUCCUAAGUUUUUAUCCUACUAAUACAUGAGGCACCUUUCAGGUGUGAAUUCAAUAGGAAUUGCAAAACUAAGAGCAUGAUGAUUUACUUUAAAAACUGAAGGACACUUGAAUGCUACGGCAAUGUUUCUAUGGUUCCUUAGCAAACUGGUUGUUAUAAUAACCAGUGAUGGACACUUGAGUAUACAGACUUUGUCAUGAAAGUAUUCCAUGUCAGGGGGGUGGUAUAUGUGUGUAUGUACAAUGUACACAGAUAUGUGCCAGAAAUAAUUCUGCUGCUCUUCUGUAAUAUGGAUAUAAGCUCUUCUCUAACAGGCAGCUUAGAUCAGAGUAGUUGUUAGGUUGCCUUAUCUUUAUAUGUUGCCUUUUUCUUACUCAGUACUAGGAUCUGUGCAAUGAUACAUAGUCUGUAAUACCCAGAGGUGGAUGUGGAUGUGAUGUGAGUGGAGUAGGAAAGCACUGGCCAGUGCACAACCUCCCAAGGACUGAGAUGGGUUUCUAAUGUAGGUUUGCAGAUGUUUUAACUCCUACCCUAUCUCUGGGUAAUGUCCUGAUGUUAUCCUGUAGUAGUCCUGUUAGGGAUAGAGUCACAUUUUCCUUCAAGGGCUUCCCUCACCAACAUGAAACACUGUCAAUUUAACCUCUGUAUUAUCCAGGAUGGAAGCAGAGCUGCAAGGAACAAGAGCACACACUUUACAGUUAUGUUGCAUAAGCGAGGGGUACUUUUCCCCCAAUUCAGGAAUUCUGCACCAUGGACUCCUAAAUGGCCAAGGACACUGUCAUGAACAUGGUCCUGUUAUUAAUUAAUUUUAAAUACAGACCAACAGCUGACAAACAGAACAUAUUUUGAUUUGGUUGUCAAACCAUACUCUUCUGAAACACAGUACAAUAUUCCGGCUCAAAACAGCCAGCAUGUCUAUUUGUAAACAGUCAUUUAAUUGCUUUUAGAAAAAAUAAGGUGACAAAGGGGAAAAAAGAUGAAUUUAUAACAGAGUUAUAUAGUAGUGGGAGGAUGUAGAUGGGAGAUGGGAGUAGAUGGGAGAAUUCAUCUGAAAAUUUAUUUAUUGUCUUAACAGAUGACAAAACUCAGGCAGAUCUUUGGCGUAGCAAGUUUUUGUAGUUCCUGAGGGACAGAAAAGCUAAGCUGAUUCAUGUCUGAGAAUCUAACCAAUCUAAACCACUGUAUUUCAAGUAACCUGAAAACUCACCUUAAGAAAACAAGUGUACUUGCUCUAUUUAGUCUAAAUCGCCAAUGUAAACAGGGGGUUAGAGAAUGCCCUAGUUUGUGUUAUUCUCUGAAAUGGAAGGCUAGACUGGAUAAACUGAUUUGUGGUUUGAGGGUUUGGGGUUUCUUGGUGCAAUGACUGUUGCAUGUGAAGUGCAUGACUGGUUGGGAGAGGACACUCAGGAUUCUCCUGGACACCUGAAGGCUCUCAUCAGUGAGAUAUGAAGCCAUGCUUCACCUUCAUUUGUCCUCCAGAAUCUUUCAGUCUUUGUUGCAUAUUGGUCCAAUCUCAAUUGUUAGCACUUCAUGCAGCUUAGCCUUAGGUUGAUGGUUGGAAACCAUCACCUGAGAAAUGGGGGAGGUGCAUAGGAGUCUCUUCAGGCUGAUCUGGGUGCAGGGCGUGGGGUCCCCUUCCUAGCGAAGGGUGAGCUACAGGCCAUUGUACAGGCUUUAAGUGGGAAACAGGGUUUCUGCACAACCUCAGAUCACACAUUGAUCUACGUGGUAGGUCUUAGAAAAUGCAAUAUCAAAUGUACAAAUUCAGAAUGGAUCCCAGCUGCAAUAUACUCUGCAAGAAAGUACAUAGAAACUUGGUGCUUGGGUGAAUGUGGCUUUUAUAAUCUCCCUUCUCCAAAGCCCCCACCUCAAACAUACUGCAUGAAAAUUAUCUUUUGCUAAUUAAAUGAUAAAUUUAUCAAAAAUCCAGACAGUUAUUUAUACUGGCAAGACUUACACUAUAUUGUGAGAAACCAAUCUGGAUUUUGACAAAACUUUUGUCCAUUCUUCUAAAUCAAAUGGCCUGGGUGUGAACAUCCUUCAACUAAUGGGUAUCCUGUCUGUAUCCAGGUCCUAAAUUUGUGCCUCAGAGCGUUUCCUUUGCUGAUGGAAAGAGCCCAUUUUUAUCUCAUUGGAAAGUUUGCUUUGGAGAUCACAAAUGUCCUUUCCUUAUGCUUAGGCAAUCUGGGAAGAGAGGCAGGUUUUGCCUGUCAUGUUUCCACACCUGCAUGCAGUCAGAAAAUGCUCAUAUAACUUCAUGAGCACUGAAAUUGUUUUAGAAUUAUUUCUGUCCAUGGUCCGAAUGCCUUGAAGUGCAUGUUUCUAUUUUUGUCCUCCAUAAGAAAGAGGAAAACUAAUCUGAGCUGUGUCUUUCCAUUUGGUUGUUGAGAAGAGUAUUUACAUAGCAGUGCUUUCUCUUUAGUUUCUUUUGUCCAUGCCAAAGAGUGUAACUAAACUGCUAUUGCAAACAUAGAUUAACGUGAAUGUAUUCACCUGAGUGCUUAAACUUUUCUACCUCUCAUAGCUACUAUAACUGCUUGAACUGUUAUUGCACACAGUAGUCAAAAGUGAAUCCAUGUGAGUCUAAAUCCUAUUUUCAUAGAUAGCUAAAGGAUUUAGGAUUUAAUGCUUAUUAGCUUCCUGUCAGAUCCUCAUUCCUAAAAAGUGGUCAUAGGCACCCAAGGGCUGCGUGAA